AUGGCGGGAGGGAGGGGGAAGGUGGGUGAGGUGCUCUAUGAGACACAGUACCAUGCGGCGUGGUCGUCUAGUUCUUCUCAUCAGGCGCUACUGGAGCAGGUGAUCGGUACUUCAAUUGUUCUUUCUCUCGUUUUCUUUUAUACCUGCAACUGAUGAAUUCGGCCAUGGCAAUAUAGGCGAAUAAAGCUAGUGAAGGUGGCCUGUUCUCUCGUCUUUCUCUACGGGGUUUGUUUCCCUCUCUCUCUCUCUCUCUCGCUCUCUCUCUCAUUUAUUCGCCGAAGUUGUUUUCCAUUGCCUAUGAUUUUGAUGAACGUGAAAUAUAAUGUUGGCCUUCGACAACCGAUGGAGAACAAGUGGUAUCUUAUAUGAAGACCACGUAUUUUAUUUCUAUUUACAUUCCUUUUUUAAAAAAUGUUCUUUUUUGUAUGUUCUUACUCAGACUCGAUGGAGUAUUUCGGUGAGUAUAACAUUGUGGAAAAACUUUCUGUGAAGGUUUACGCCAACUCAAAGAAAAAUGGAGUGGAAACAAGUUGCCAAGAUCAUUGAAUAGAAAGAUGUCUUUGUUUAUCUCUGCCAAUGGCGAACACGUUGGUGUAGCUGCUAAUAACCGGAUAACAGUUUUGCAGAAGGAUGACAAUUACAUGAACCCAUGUGGCAUAUUUAUUAGUAAGGUUACUCUGACUUAUGAAAAUUUACUCGUUCUUUAUAGAUCUGGGUUGCUGCUUACUACGAGUGAUCUAUGCUGUUUUUAGUGACAAUAUAUUUUGCCUAGAAGCAGAAAUAAAAAUCAUUGUUUUUUGUUUGCAAGCUGUUGUAUAUUUUAAUUUUAUCAGAGGUCUCAGCUUUUUUCAUUUGAAUUUUUUUAAGGUUGAGCUUGUUUGUUUGAUGUUUGAGCUACAAAAAUUGUCUUUCUGAAUAGUAUUCAGUAUAAUCCUUGGAAAGGAAGAUAUACUCCUGCAGAAGUUCUAUUUAAGGCAGGCUGUAUUAAAUAUCAAGUUACUGACGUAUUAAUUAUCCCUAUCUGUUAUUCUAAAGAUGUGCCAAAUUGAUUAGACACGAUACAAGAAAGGUUUUUUUCUGACACAGUAGUGGAUGCAAACACUGAAAAUUAAUGGGAUAUAUAUUUUCCCACGACACAGUAUUAGGGGACUCAAUUUGGCACAAUUAAGCGAGUGGUUGUGGAAUUUGAUUUGAUGGAGGGUUAUGAAGAGAUACCCUUGUUUCUACUGAUAUGGGAAAUGCCAUAGGAUGUACUAAUUUUCCGUUUGAUGUUGAUAUUUAAAUCUAUCUUACAACGUUUUUCCGUUUGGUUCCUCGCAGUCAACCAAAAUCUUUGAUAUUUCCAUCUCAGCUCCCAACCAUUAGCCACUUUGUCCAUCAUCGUGCUAGCUUUAUGCAUUGAGAAAAUAACUCUUCCUUUUUAGUGUAUUUUCCAAGAGUCUUCGUUUACAUCUAAUCAAGGAGAAGAGAUGUAUAUCUCCUUCGUUUACAUUUUGAUCAUGAAACACCUGGGCUUUUUGCAGAUUCCCUUGCAUUUUGAUAUUGGGAAGGAAAGAAAGAAGUACUGUGGCUGGAGACUGUUAAAUAAUGCUGUAUAUACUAGGGGAGUUAUAUGAUAACUUGCAUUCUAGUGAUGUAGGACGGGGGACAGUGAGAUUUGUCUCAGUAGUUGGCUUUGCCUUUUGUUUUUGGAGGACGCAUGUGGAAGCAUGGCUUUACUUUCACAAUUUUAGCUAUUCUUUUGGGUAUCAGAGGAUCCUUGCAUAAGAAUGGUCAAGAGUUUUGAUCAUAGUGUAGAACAAGGGUGCUGCUAUGCGACAUUUAGAUGGAAUGUCCAGGAUGAAGAGGUCAAUAAAUUUGAAGAUUUCUGAAGCUAUCCUUCUUGAACUGUUGCCAUAGAUGCCAGGUUCAAAGGUAGAUUGUGUAAUAAUAAUAGAGUGCAUACUCAAACAUCUUGUGGCACCUUGGAUUUGGAGCGUCCUUAUCCUUUGAAAGGGACUAUCUUGUUGUGGGGAACUUCAUGUGGACUUCUUCCUUCUUGCAAUCAAUUAGCUCAUCAUUUGUGUAAACAGUUCAUGUCUUAUACGUUUUCAAGAAGGAGAGCAAGAUUAAUCAUUUGUUUCUAAGGUACCCCUCAUGUCAGAUUAUGCAGAGUUGGUUCACUAUGACAAACCUUAGUUGACUCCUACUAUCUAUGGAGGCAGUUCGGAGAUGUUGGGAAUGGAAUUGACACUCUAAGUUGAUGAAAAGGUACGGUGUCUGUGAGUAGAGCAAUUGUUGAUAAUAGUUUUCCGUGUUUGGUUCACCUGGUGUCAGUACGGGCUAGGGUGCUAUUGCACGAUGAAGGAGGUUAUUCUGCAGUUCUGGAAAGCUUAAAUUUGCUGAUAAGUCUGCAGCGUCUUGGCAUAGGCCAUUGUUCUUGUGUAGGUGACGUUUUGAAUAUGAAGUACUGCCUAGUUUCUGAAACAAUAAUUAAGUAAUGAACUCACAGGGCCAAUUUAGAUCUAUUACAUCCGUAGUUUUAGAACCGAGAACAAGAUUAAUAAUUAUUCUCAAUGAAACAAUAAUGAUGAAUAUGCAAUAUACAUGAUUAUGUGACUAAGAAAUGGUUUUAGGUUGGUUUAAUUUUUCUUGUCUGGUUCAUAGGAGGUUCGAAGUCUAUUCAAGCCACUUUUUAUCACUUAUUUAUACCCAACAUGCUGUUAUUGGUUAUGACGGAGGGAUAACAUUGCAAUCUUGGCCUAAGGAUCCUUCAGAAUCUAAUUAUUUUUAUGAUUGAGGUAUGUUUUCAAUUGAAGAAUGAGUAUCUAUUUAAAACAGUCAAUUAUUAGCUAGAAAAGUCGUUUUAGAUAUCUAGGUUUGUGUAUGGUCUUUCUAAUCAAAUCAGAUCCCCUGAUGGUUACCACUGAUCUGGUCCACAUUGCAUUACAUUGGCUGAACUGGCUGGACUCAUUCUUCCAUCUUUUUCUAAUAGUGGUGUCUCUUCUAAACAUUGUUGGACCCAAAUGAGAUUGGUUGAUUUCCUGUUUAUAUCUUUCCUAUGCAAAGGAUGCUCAGAUGUUCCUCCUGGAAUUUUUUCUGCUAUGCACUUUGAUUCAAUUUGGCUGUUUCGUGUUGAAACAGUUUCACUGUGCAUACAAUGGUGUGCUCAUUUAAGCAGAGGUAUAGAACUUGCAUUUAGGUCCUAAAAUGACCUACACCGUCUGUGCAAUCUGGAGUCAGACAAACUUAUUUAUUUUUAGAAGGCCGAUACUUCAGCUGAUAAAGUACUUAAUUGGUUAUGUGGUAAGAAAAAAUGUGUGAAAAUUUUUAUGCUGAGGAAAGACAUGAAUCUGUUAGUUUGGGUAUCUUGGGUUAUAGCAUAGCGUACGUUACCAAUGCAUGUGUAUACCUCCCUUUCCUUUGUUUCUCGACAGAAGUUUUAGGAUCCGUUUUAAGAAAAGUUAUUUUUCCUCCAAUACAGUUGCCAUCUUAGAUUCGAAUUGUUUUGAAGUACUUUGUGACCAUGACAUUAUUAGUAGACCGAAGAAGAGUUUUAUGAACAACAAAUAGAAAAACUCUCUUGUUUUGGAAGUCUUUAACUACUAAAAUGAAAAAUUAGGUUGAUAUCUGGAAAUAUUAUAACAGAUGAUACGGAAGAUGGCUUUAUUAGCGGGAUGUGGAUGUAGUGACAAGAAGAGAUUAUGCCGGGAAAAGCUUUCGAGAUGCUUUAGACUUCUUUUAAAAAUAUCAACAUGGGCAUCUAAUUAGACUCACAAAGUUGCCUUCUUGAGGGUUCCCAAAAGGCAGAAGGAAAAUAAACAACAAAAAAAAAAGAUUCCUUCACAGAGGGAAGCUGAGAAAUUGUACAUUUUUUUGUUGCAGUGGACUUCGGCUUCUUUCCCAAGUUCAAAUGCCGUCCCCCUUUAUGUCCAGCUUCCCACUGUGUUACAACUUGGCACUGACUCAUCUCCCUGCGUAUACUUGAUGUGUUGGGUUUUGGCAGUCGUCGCUGCCAUGUUUUUUCCUAAAUCAGUUGAUCAGUGAUAUUUCCUUUUACAUUUUCUCCCAUUUUAUCCUCACCUUCCUCUCCGUGCUUUCAUCCAUUUUGUGUCUUCCAUUUCAUCAACUGGUAAUCAAUGACAAAAAAUAAUUGAACCAACUCUCGAGUUGGUAGGUCUCUUCCUUUAUUUACAUUGUUUUACAAUUUUGAUAAAAUAAUUGUCUUGGUGCUCAAAAUCGGGUACUAAUAUUACAAUCGUCUAUCCUCAUCUUUGUCUUUUUGGCUUGUCCAGUAUUCUUAUCUUUAAUGGCUUGUUGGCAGUGUUCUUUUUAAACUUCAACUUUACUUGCAUUGCACCGGACAUAAUUUCAUGCAGAAAUUCCUUUUCGGAAGCUAUUUCUGUGUUUGAUUAAGCAUAUCCUCUUGGAAAAUACCAAGGAACAUAUGCUUCAAUUCAAUGAUUUUUCAGGUCACGUACCUUUUAUUACUUUUGUCUUAGUCAAGCAUUUCCUAAUGGGUAUAUUGUGCUACCAGGCAAUCACAAGCAAAGUAUUUUUGCUCAUGGUGCUUGGUCAGAACCUCAAGGUAUACUUGGGGUUGUUGAUCAAAUGGACAGGGUUUUCUUUAUUAAAUCGAAUGGUGAGGAGAUCACCAGUACAACAGCGAGCCAGCUGAAACUUUCUGCACCAAUUGUUGACUUGAUUGUGCUUGAUGACCUCAAUGCAAAGAAGUCGUGCCUGUAAGCUCUAACUUUUCUGAUUUAUGGCUGUAUAAAAUCUUUGCUUUCUGAUACCUUUAUGGGCCAAAGAUCUGGUACGAGGUUUUUCUUUACCUUUUGUUGGCUGACAUAACUUCUACAGGUGUGGCUUCUGCAUAGUAACGGCUGAUGGUUUGCUUCACCAUAUCGAGGUUACACAAGAUCCAAGUUCAGGCAUUUUCUCCAUACCCGUGCUCAAUAGUCAACUCAUAUCACGGGGACAACUCACUCCGAAUGUGGUAUGCUUGGACUACCAUCCAGGUCUUUCCUUAAUAGUGUUACUUGCUGUUGUUGGCAUCUCUACGAGCUACCCACGUGAGUCAGGUAAGAACUUAGCAGUGAUUGUGAAAAUAUGCUCUUGUAUUGUGCUUCACGUGGGGAAUCUGAGAAUGUUGCUUUUUCAUGUAUUUCAGGACAUUAUUCUCUUUCUUUGUGGCGUAUAACAAAUAAUAAUGAGCUGGAAUCAGUUUUUUGUUCUUCUCAAGUCGAAGGCUUAUUUUCAAUGCCAAAAGAUUAUGGAGGUUCUUUCACAAUUCCCAAAGUUAUCAUUUCACCAAAGGGUAGUUACGUUUCCACAUUAGAUCUGACUGGAUGUGUGAAUAUUUUUAGCCUCAAAUGUCAACCAUAUUUUCUUUCUUUUAUCUCUUUUGACAAGAGAAAUAGUUCACAAGCGGUAGGCGUGGAAUUUGAGGCAAGGGAGCUCCUAAGUGAUGUUGCUGAUGUUUCUUGGUGGUCUGAUCACAUUGUUAUUAUUGCAAAGAAGAGCGGUGUUGUAACCAUGUUUGAUGUUUGUGGUGGUAUGAAAGCUUUGGAGAAUGAUCUACUGCUCCAUGCUCCUGUUUUAGGAAGAGUUAUGUGUUAUGAAGGGUAUACAUUUGUUUUAGAAGAUGGGUUAUCAAAGGGAAGGAAUCCUGUUCUUUCUCAGCGUAAAGAAUCUGUGGAAACUUGGAAUGUUGUUGAGGGAACUUCUGACAACCACGGACAUCUAUCCGCUGAUAAAUGUUGCUGGAGCCUAAUGUCAUUCGUGGAGAGAUCUAUUUCAGAAAUAUAUGAUAUUUUAAUUAACAGUCAACAAUAUCAAGAUGCAUUGGAUUUCGCUAACUGUCAUGGACUUGAGAAGGAUGACGUUUUUAAAUCACAGUGGUUGCAUUCUGAUCAAGGGAUUUAUGAAAUAAAUACGUGCUUGCCAAACAUUAAGGAUCAGAUGUUUGUACUUUCUGAAUGUGUAAAUAAGGGACCAACUGAAGAUGCAGUGAGGGCUUUACUUUCGUAUGGUCUUUUUAUUACUGAUCAAUACAGGUUCCUCAACUUGGAAGAUGAUCAGAACAGUCCUGUGUGGAACUUUCGAAAGAUGAGACUCAAGUUACUGCAGUGUAGGGACAGGUUGGAAACUUUUUUGGGGAUAAACAUGGGAAGGUAUGAUUAUAUAUGGAAGUUUCUAGUAGCCGUGUUUAUUUGUAUUCAUUAUUUAUAAUGUUUAUUCUUCUCUUCUUCUUUAAUUCUUGAAAUUUAUGGAAUUAUACUGGUUUCGUAAGGCAGUAAUCGCUGUUUACUGUAAAAGGUUAGAUAAUUCGCGAUUAGGAAACUACUUGUAGUUAAUUUGAAAUAUGUAUUCGUGGUAAAAUCAAUUUAGAGUUGUGUCCGUGUGUGUGCAUGACUGUACUGUUGUUCAGUUGGUAAGGAUGGGAAGAAGUAGACUUGGUAAAAAUAGUUCAUGCCUUCAAACGUUGGGGAACUGUGUUCUAUCUGGAAGAGCUCUGGCAACGUCAGAGAUUUAUAUAGCCAUCAUAAUGGAGGGGUAUUCAGAUACGUGUCUUGAUUGUGACGUGGAAUGAUCGAUCGCACUGUGGUUCAAAAAAAGUUGUGAUUAAACAGUAGCUUACUUGUUUUUCUCUCAAGAACUACUGACUUAUUCAAGACCUAUCUGUUGGAAUUAGCAGCUCAUCAUAUUCAAAUAAAUAUUUAAUUGGCUUCUUUGGCAAGAGGACAUCAUUGUUGUAGUAGAAUAUAUUAUUUACACUAAGAAGCUAUGGGAGACUCCACUUGUCUUCUCUCUCACAUGUUUUUCUAGUAUUUUAUAAGAUUAUCACUCAUUAAUUCUCACUCGCACCCUCGUCAACAUUCACCACCGAUAUGAACUUAUACCGUGAUGCCACUCAGUCCCCUCUUUCCUAGCUGGCGUAUUUUCUGUUCUUUUCAGGGUUGCCCUGUCCUUUUUAUUAUCAUUUCUCCCAUCAUUUGAAAAACUGAACUCGACUUUCUUUGUCGCCCAAAAACUUUAGACACUCUUCAUCAGCAAAGCUUGGGAUCUCUGACAGAUAUUUCCUGCAUGUUUAGCGCAGGAGUUACGCUCAGGCAAUUAUCAAGCAUUCUUUUUCUUCAUUGUUGAGGAUGGAAAGGAAGUCAUUCUGUGUUCCUCUUCACGCAAAAAGAUGAUUUGUGUAUUAAAAAGACUGGACGUGAGUACACUGCUGUUUCAAGGGAUUUAUGGUCUUAUCGUUUUUCCUUCAGGGAAUAUUAGUUUAGGAAAACUUUUGUCAUCCAUGGAGCUUCAGCCUGAAUGAGGGCACAUCCAAAGCUCAAAUUUGACUUCUAGAACCCAAGUCUAGUGUGGAUGGUGUGAUAACCUUAUCUAAAGUCCAAGUAAGAGAUUUAUGUCUCUUUUAUUUGGUACCGACAAGGCCCACUGACCAGUCUUAAGAAUUCCUAUCUUAUGUUUUUGAUAAUAGGGUCGUGAGCUUCCCUGUUUCCUUGAAUGAUGUACUGAUUCAUAUGUUCCGGUUCAAGCUUUCUUCUGACUUAUAAAGCAGGAGUUGAUUUCUUUUGUUAAUUUCUCUUUUCUUUCCCUAUUGAUUUCAAUCCUGCUAAUCUUGUUACACGACAUUUAGUAAUGUGUUAAUGUUAUGAUAUUACAAUCUUUUUAUUGCAAAGAUGCAGUGUUGAUUGAAGAUAAUUUCAUUCCAAAUACUAUCACUCCCACGUCGUGUUUUUUGUGAGAUUUUUUUUUUCUGAUAAUACUUCUUCAGAUUCUCAGUGCAGGAAUACAAAAAAUUUCGGUCUGCACCUCUCCAUGCUUCUGGUAUUUCUCUGGCAGAAAGUGGAAAAAUCGGGGCCUUGAACCUGCUCUUUAAACGGCAUCCUUAUUCGGUUGCAGUCAAUGUACUGGAAAUUUUAUCUGCCAUCCCUGAAACAAUACUUGUUGGAUCUUAUGGACAACUUCUUCCAGGGAAGUCUCCUCCUACCACUGUUGCUAUAAGGGAUGAAGAUUGGGUAGAAUGUGAACGGAUGGCAUCUUUUUUGACGAACAUAUCAAGUGGCUUUGAUGCUGUUGUUGAUGUGGGAACAGAGGUGAUCUUGAAGCAUUGUAUGGGAUUUGUUUGGCCACAAAUGACUGAACUUUCAGAAUGGUACAAGAAUAGGGCAAGAAAUAUCGAUAGCUUUAGUGGGCAGCUUGAUAACUCCCUCUCUUUGGUGGACCUUGGCUUUCGCAAGGGUAUUGUUGACUUGCAGCGAUUUCAUGAAGAUAUGUCAUAUUUGCAUCAACUCGUCUAUUCUACUGAUGAAGAAACAACUACCUCCAUGAGCCUUGUCACAUGGGAACAUUUAUCAGAUUAUGAAAAGUUUGAAGUGAUGCUUAUGGGGACUAAAGCAGAGACAGUUGUGAAAAGACUACGGGAAAUAGCGCUCCCGUUUAUGAGAAAUCGAACCAACUCUGGUUCACAUCUGCCUCAGAUUGUCGACACACAAGAUGGUGCAUCUUUUUUGGUGAGAUGGUUGAAGAAGAAGGCUUCUGAGAAUAACAUGGACAUCUGCUUGGUGGUCAUUGAGGAAGGUUGUAAGGAUCUUCAAACAGGUGGUUUUUUCAGGGAUGAAAUUGAAGCCAUGGAGGUGACAAUUGAUUGCAUAUAUCUUUGUACUCUCACUGAUCAAUGGAAUACUUUAGCAUCCAUGUUGUCUAAACUCCAAUACAAAAAUCAAAAGGAGAAAUUUCCACUUUCAGACAAGGAUUUUGCUCCAAAACAUAUCACACGAGGUAUAGUAUCUUCCCGAUCAUAUAACAAGAAUGGCCAGGUUGGAAGUUCACAGCUGCUGUUUGAUUUUUCAGGCUUAGGUAAAAAACACUCAUCAGCACAAGAUUCUGAAGGGCAUGUUGAAGAGCCAUCUGUCGACAUUAUUGAAAAGCUCAGGAAAAGGGCUAAAAUCACUGAAGGACAUGUAGAAGUGGGGAGGCUUUUGGCAUACUAUCAGGUUAAAGCUUUGUAUCCUACCCUACAUUUUUGUUUAUCGUUCUUAUGUGGCACAUUUACCAUCAAUGAUUUCGUAUGACACUAUCAUAUUGGUGUUAUCUCACAAUGAACGAAUCACCCUUCUUUAUCAGACGCAUCUGAGAUGUCAACAUUUCGAACAUGUUUUAAACUUGUCUUCUAAAGGGAGAGAAAGCAUACUACCUUCAUUCACAGCUUACCUCUACUUUACAAUCUCUCACAUUCACCACUCAUUUGAUCAGAUUCUGCUGUUUUUUCAUAGUUUUUACCUACUGAUUUAACUUUGUAUUGGAUGGCAUUGUCUCUUGGUCUCACCAUCUUUCGGAUUGAAAUGUCCUUAGUUGUCCCGUGUUUAUUUGCAGGUUCCGAAGCCUAUGAGCUUCUUCCUAGGUGCUCAUUCAGAUGAAAAGAACAUAAAACAGCUUCUUCGUCUUAUUAUGUCAAAAUUUGGGCGUCGUCAACCUAUAAGAUCAGAUAACGACUGGGCAAACAUGUGGCGUGACAUGCAGUGUUUUCAGGAGAAAGCAUUUCAUUAUCUUGACCUAGAGUACAUGCUAAUGGAGUUUUGUAGAGGGCUUUUAAAAGCUGGUAAAUUUUCCCUUGCAAGAAACUACUUAAAGGGUACAGGCAGUACGAAUUUGACAACAGAGAAGGCAGAAAACCUUGUCAUUCAGGCUGCAAGAGAAUAUUUUUUUUCAGCGUCUAGCCUUUCAAGUAAUGAGGUGAGUAUAAUUUCCGCAUUAUUCCUUGAAUCGUUUAGGAUCUCCUCCUUAGGUAUUUAAGUAUAAUAAUUAAAUAUGACUGUUAUAUCAUAUUUAUACGCGUCCUAAUUGUAUCUGACCCAGAGAAUUUUCGUUUGUCUUAAGCCCUGAGAAGUGUACAAGGAAAUUAAUCUAGUGAAACCUGUUCCUGUAUUGAUCUCAAUUGGAGAAUCCAGUUGGUGGGUUUUUUGUUUUUAUUUUAAUUUCCUCGAGAGAAACUGCUAAUAUUCAUAAUUUCUUGGAAGUGUCUCACUUUUUUUCUGAGAAAUGGUGCGUGCAUGCCAUUUGUUUCUGAAGGGAGUCAGAGCUUUCCCCAUUGAUGGGGAUUUGAUGUAUAGAAGAGAAAGUCCGUUUGCUAAAACCCAGUCUAAAACCAUUACAAUCUUAAGGACACCCAGUAUUUCCCGUAAAAAGGAACUGACUUCAUCAGAGUUCAGAGAACAUCUGUUCGAGCAAAAAAUCAAACUAGAUUAGACACUUCUGUCCUCCAGAAAAGUUCUGCUAUUGCACAGAGUUCUGGGAGUUCCAUUAUUGCUGUAAAAGGCCUCUCUUCCCUCAUUUUGAUAUUUUUAUUAAUGUGCUGUGAAAUAUGAACGAGCUAUACUAAAGAUGAAGGUUUCUCAUCGGACCUAUUUUUAAACGUGAUAUGCUUUUCUUCCUCUCUCGACAAAUGACCCAUGACUCUCCAGUGAGAGAAGUAUCCUACCGCGGGCCAAUCUUUGAGAUAGAUGCACUUCUAUUUCUCUCAUUAAUUGACCCACGACUCUUCAGGGAGAGAUAUAUUCCACCUCAUUUUUGUUCUGAUGAGACAUGAAACAUCAAUACAUAAGACAUCAAAACUAAGCUACAGCAGAACAACAGUGUCAAAUAGACGUUUCUACAUAACCUCAAUAAUAUCACGUUCUGGAAGGUUUUCAGUGGUUUCCUUAUUCCUUCUAUAGAAAUACUCUUGAUAUUCACUUUUAAGAAACAUCUUAUGAGAAAUUUUUAUGCACGAAGAUUGUAGUUUUGGCACAAAGUGCUUUUGUCACAUUCCUUGUUGCGUAUCUUCCAGAGCUUCCAUGAUAGAAAAUCAUGGUAAAAUUUCCCCAUCAUCUUUGUCGCCGUGGAUACCAAAUUUUGUUCUAGUUGAUGGAGACUGAUGAGAUGAGAUCUUCAAUGAUGAGAUAUCCAAAUUAUUCCCCAUCAUGCUUUUUACACCAUGGUAUGGGUUUACCUUUAGACAAUCCGCACUUGAAAGGGCUGAUAUAAUCUUCAGUUCUGAGCUGCCUGUUUCGGUAUAUUCUGGUUAUUCUUGUUACAAAGUUUUGAUAAACCAGGUACAUGGCACCGGAUCAAGUAUUUUGCUACAGUUUUGUAUACGAAAGUAUACGAAGAUAACUAUAUCGAGAUUGUGGGCUUUGGUUAGUAAAGUUUUCCUCGACUUCCCCACGCUAUAAUAUCUCAACUGCUUCGCCCAUAUGGCUCUUUCCUAUCUAGACACUAAAACCCCUUACAUAAAGAGGCAAUAUCCUGGUAACCUGAUUUUCCAUUUCCAUCACAUCACUUUGAAGUACUCCCCGCCAAAUUGCAAGCAUUUUUCUUUUCCCGACUUCAACCUGGUCUGCCCUGGAGAAAAAGCGUGCUCUCUCUACAUCAUGUGUGACUUGCUCACAGUUGUCCUUCUUAUUCGAAACUAGGAGAAAAUUUUGGGGAGGUCAUCUAACUCUGCCUUCAAGAAGGCCAAUCUUCUGUCAUAUAAAAUCAAGUUGUUUUUACUCUUUUGAGCAGAAUUUCUAUUUGUGACCGAUGGAUGCUCGUCUUUGACGAGCUUGCCUGAAAAUUGCAUUCUGAGUAACAAUUGGGCAGAUUGAACACUUGAAAGCAGUGCCCAAAUAUCUGUAACCCUGCCGUGAUCUCUUCUUCAUUCAUUUCGAUUUUAACCAUAAAAUUUGUAUAUAUUAUUAAGCUUCUAAGAAUUAUGAGAAGAAAGUUAGCCUGUAAUUUUGAGAACUUAAGAAAGAGAAAAAAAUAGUUUCAUUUGCAUAUUUUGUUUAUGCAACGAUCCUUUCAGAGGAUGUUGUCCCAAUCCCUUCACCCGUCCUUUUCUGUGUUUCCACCAUGAAUGAGAAUGGACAACAGUAUGGUAUUUUUUCUUUAUAAUCUCUCAUGGUGGAAUAGUUCCCUUUGUAGUCCACGAAUAAGGACUGAAAAAACAGUGAUUGAUUUUAUGGACCACGGAAGCUUCAUUUGAUUACAGCUUAUACAUCAAGAGUACUGCAUCUAAGGCUCUUCCGUCUGCUUAGUCAUGCGCCUCAUAAACAAUACUGUUUCGAGAAUUUAUAAAUGGGAUUGGAUGGGCUGGAUGACUAAUUAUAAAUUCCGUAGGUUGCGUCCCAGUAGAUGACGGAGACUUUAAUUCAAUGAGACAACUAUAUCCACCGUUCUUCCAUUCCUGGAUGAAAACUUUAAUUCAAUGACUAAUUAAAAUAUUAUGGAUAGAAAUAUUUUCAUUGCAAUAAUAUACUUUGCUUUGAUCAGACUGCCACCAUUCCUGGAUGCCGGGGCCCUUAUCUCUUGGAGUAGACAUGUAGUGGUUCUUUAUAUCCCUAGUUUACUUUUCAUCUUGAUGCUCUUGCCUGUAGCUUUCACGAAUACUGGUAUCGUUUUAAAUGUAUCAAGGGUAUGUCAUUGCUUUAUCCUGAUGAGCUACGAUUUUGCAGAUCUGGAAGGCCAGGGAAUGCCUGUCUUUGUUUCCCAAUAGUGAUAGUGUGAAGGCUGAAGCUGAUGUUAUUGAUGCUCUUACCAUUAAACUUCCUAGUCUUGGGGUUAAACUUCUUCCAAUGCAGUUUAAACAGGUAAGAAACCCCAUGGAAAUCAUCAACAUGGUUAUCAGGAGUCAAACUGGAGCUUAUCUGAACGUAGAUGAGCUUAUUGAAAUUGCCCAACUGCUCGGAUUGAGCUCCCAGGAUGACAUAUCCUCGAUUCAAGAAACUGUAGCAAGGGAAGCUGUAGUUACUGGUGAUCUGCAGGUAGCUUUUGAUCUUUGCUUUAUUUUAUCCAAGAAGGGGCAUGGGCCCAUAUGGGAUUUAUGUGGAGCAGUCGCAAGGGGACCUGCCCUUGAUAAUAUGGAUAUAAAUGCUCGUAGGCAGCUGUUAGGGUUUUCUUUGACCCAUUGUGAUGAGGAAUCGAUCGGUGAAUUGCUGUACGCAUGGAAAAAAAUUGAUAUGCAAAUUCACUGUGAGAAACUCAUGGCAUUGACGGGGACAAGCCCUCCAAACAUCUCUAUUCAGGGCUCUCCAUUUGAUUCUGCUAGUGGCAUUACAGAUGUCGGUGGACGUAUAGCAACAGCCGAACUCGUAGAUGGUGCUGCUUUCCAUGGAGGUGAUGAGUAUCAUCAACACUCUGAGAAUAUUAAGAAUAUUCUUUCCACUCUUACAAAGGAAAUGCAGACUGAAAGUGGGUCUACCGUACCUCGUAUCUUGAGAGAGAAUGGAAAAUUUUUGUCUUUCGCUGCCGUGAAUCUCCCCUGGCUUUUUGAGUUGAGCAAGCAAGUGGAGUACAGUAAAAAUUCUACCAUCGGUGAUAAUUCUCUUUCUGAAAGCUGGUGCAUGUCUGUGGGAAUGCAAGCAGUGUUAUGCAUACUGUCUUGGUUGGCUAUGAAUGAAAUUGCUCCUAAGGAUGAUCUCAUCGCCUCUCUUGCAAAAUCAGUGAUGGAAACUUCCACCAGUGAAGAGGGAGAUAUCAUAGGCUGUUCAUUUCUUCUGAAUCUUAUGGAUGCUUUUCGUGGGGCAGAAAUUAUAGAAGAACAGAUAGCAACUAGAAAAGGAUACCGUGAACUAAGCAGUAUCAUGAACUUAGGAAGGGCAUAUAGUUCACUGCAAAUUGCGGCUGUUGGGUGCUCAGAUCCUGAGCAGAGAAAGAUUUUGUUAGCGCAUAAAUUUCAAGAAAAGCAUGCAUCAUUCAGUUCAGGUGAUUAAUUGACUUGACCUGGAAAAUGGGUACUCUUAUUGGUUUCUUUGACUCCGUUGUAAUGAUAGAUGCAAUCUGCUUACCACGUGUUUCAUUUGGUUAAAAAAAUGUAUUCUAUUUUUGACAAUUUCGAAGCAGCUAAAUGUUAGUGAUCUUCUCGAUUAUUAGAUGUGGUUAUGAUUUAUCAUUAUUGCCGUUAAGCCUUGUUUUUUGGGAGUAGCUUUCUAAGUAUCAAGUUAUUUGUAAGUAAAAGAACCUACAGGACAAGAUAUACCGUACUUCUUUGUGUAUCAUUUCGUUAGAGCAUCUUGACGGAUAACAAGCUUCCUGUCUUUUCUUUAUCAUUUUCAAGGUGAAAUGGACAAUGUUGACAAGGCACAAUCCACUUUCUGGAAAACGUGGAAAUUGAAAUUAGAAGAGCAGAAAGAGUUGGCUGAUAGGGGGAGACAAAUAGAGCAAUUAAUUCCUGGAGUUCAAACGUCCCGCUUUUUAUCCGGGGAUACCAAUUACAUUGAAGGGGUUAUUUUUUCCUUUAUUGAUUCAGUAAAGUUGGAGAAAAGGCAUAUUCUAAAGAGCACAAUAGAGCUUGCAGACGCUUACGGUGUGCAGAGGACCAAGGUCUCUCUCUCUCUCUCUCUCUCUCUCUCUCUCUCUCUCUCUCUCUCUCUCUCUCUCGUGUGUGUGUGUGUGGUCUGCAUAUAUUUCUCAGAAAUGGGUGGUGAUAUAUAUCGGGAGAAUCCCAUUAUUUAGGACAGCUUCCAAUCUCGAUCUUAGAUCGAUUCCUCAGUUUUAUUCAUUGUAUUCUGGAAGAAUGUUCUGUCUCCUAUGAGUUAAUUGAAUUGAAUGGUCACUGAUUUUGUGUCAUCUCAUCUAAUCAUCGAUUUACAAUCCUGAUCAUUGGAUAUAAUUUCGGUUUUCUACUUCAUUUAAUUAUAUUAUUUUAUAAUUAUUGCGUGGACUAUGUCGUUAGGAAAUCUCCUGAUAUCCGUUAAGGCAGUCCCCUUAUUGAAAAGAAUGAAUAGAAGAGUCUAUAUUCAUUGUCAAGUAAAUUUUGAGUUGGAUAGCUUUCUAAUAUUAGUAUCAAAUUAAAACUGAUGUUUGCUUCUGGGUAUGCAUAUCCCAUUUCCAUUGUCCACAUGGCAGACUAGAACUGGAGGAUUCAAGAGUAUUAGAAAUUUGUCAAUAUCUAAAUCCCUAUGAAUGUUUCUUUUGAUGUGACUGAGAUCCUAUAGUCUCCAGGUUUUCUCUAUUCUAGAAAAAAAAGUCUUUGGAAGCAAUGAACAGUCGUUUCUUGGUGGCUUAGACAGACUAAUCUACCGAGAAAGAGACUCUGAUUCUAUCUUUGAGCAACAGAGGAUUCCCAUGAAGAGAAAGUCACUUGAAACAGAAUGCGGCCAUCUAAACCCUCUUAAGUUCUCAAAAUCUUUAGGAAAUUCUCUGUCAUUAGUCUCUCAAAUCAGCCUGUUGAAAAACCAAGGGCUAUGCUGAGAUUGCUAUCUUGAUUAGGAAAACAUUAUGGUUGACUUUUGCUGUAUCCUGGCUCUCUUGCAGGUGUUACUACGCUACCUUGGAUGUGCCCUUGUUUCCGAGCACUGGACAAAUGAUGAGAUCUUGGCCGAGGUUCUGGACUAUAAAGAAGAUGUGGUUGCAUCUGCCAAGGGAGUCAUCAGUGUGAUAUCAUCUAUAGUCUACCCCCAAGUUGAUGGGAGAAAUAAGGAUCGCCUUUCCUAUGUUUACGGCCUCCUACGCGCCUGCUGUCGCCAUUUAAAACAAACUGAAGAGCAAGCGCCGAUGAUGAGGGAAUACUCUGAGCAUCCUCACACUCUUGAUAUAUCGCAGUUCCUCAAGCUCCUUGAACAAGAAUGCAAAAGGGUCUCCUUCAUCAAAGAGCUGAACUUCAAGAACAUCGCCGGACUGGUUGACUUGGACUUUGAGCACUUCAACGCCGAAGUCUGCAGUCACAUCUCCGAUUCCUCUGUUACAGCCCUGGCAGAGAUGGUUCGGAGCCUUGUUGAUGUCUACAUCGAUUCACAGGAUCGAGGCCUCAUGUCUUGGCAGUCCGUGUAUAAGUGCCACGUUCUGAACCAACAGGAGGCUUUACAGGCCAGAAGUCAACAUUGCAGUGACGUCACUGGGUCCCAAGAAUUUUUCAGUGACGUUGAGGCCAGCUAUGACAGUUGCAGGAUCUACAUCAGAGAGCUCCCGCGAGAAGACAUAUUGUACAUCAUUGGGAUGUAUUGCAUGCUGUUUCUUUCUCAUGAUCACUUUGACAGUCUAUCGGAUGAAUCAGCGUCCAAACAUUUUCUGGUUUCCCUGCUGAAUUUCUGGAUCAAAUCGGCCAAGGACAUCAAGGAGCUUAUAACCAGUGGAGUGCCAGACCAAGAGAGACUGUCAACAUGUCUCCAGGCCCUGAAGAGGCUUGUAGCAGCAGAUGAAGUCCCAACAGAUAAAGCCUGGAGGGCCCUUUCAUUGUUCGGCAAACUGGGUCUCUCUUCUGGCUGGGUAGCAGAAACCUCACAUCUUUAUAGAGCCAUGGCCUUUGCUGGCUGUCACUUUGAGGCGAUUGGUGAGACAUUUUUAGGGCAGGAAUCUUCAAGCUCUGACCCCGUCGAGGAGAUCUCCCAGUUAUAUAUAAGCACCAUAGAUUCAAUCCUGUCACAGUUGGGCAGUAAUUCCGAUGAUGGCAAUAACCUGCUCAAUCUCUUGUCAUCACUCAGUGAGAUCCGCUCUGGAGAUUUGGAGGUUUUCAAUGGGGUCAGGCAGCGGGUGUGGGAAAAGCUGGUUGACUUCUCUGAUGACUUGCAGAUGCCGAGCCAGAUCAGGGUGUUUUCUCUGCAGAUGAUGGAGGCUGUCGCUGGAAAACAUGCCAGAAAUCUCCCCGCCGAAGUGGCAGGGGGCGUGAAGCCUUGGGAAGGAUGGGACGGGUCCCUCUAUGCUGAACCUGAUGAGACCCAUGAUCAGGGAGAUGGCCCCAGCAGGUUCACCAGCUCCCUGGUUGCCCUAAAAUCUACCCAGCUGUUCUCAUCUGUUUCUCCGGUUACAGAGAUCACUCCAGAGGAUAUAAAGACUCUUGAUUCAGCAGUUUCUUGCUUCUCCCGAUUAUUAGAGAUGGUGACUUCAGAGACCCAUCUGAACAAGUUGCAGGCGAUUUUAGAGGAGUGGGAAGGGUUUUUCUUUGAUGGGAGAUCUGCGCAAAGAAGCAACUGUGUCGGCGAUGAUUGGGAUGAGGGUUGGGAAGACCUGCCGGAAGAGCUAACCCUAGAAGAAACUGAGCCUGCUGCAUCAUCUUCUUCCCUGAAUCCUCUCCACAGCUGCUGGAUGCUGAUCAUGAGGAGGCUAGUGGGUCUUUCUCGGCUCAGGGGCGUGAUCGAGCUGAUUGACAGAUCGCUAGCCAAGCCUCAUGGUGUGUUGUUGUCAGAGGAUGAAGCCCAGAGUCUGCUCCAGCUCAUUGUGGAGAGAGACUGCUUCAUGGGCUUGAAGAUGGCCCUUCUGCUUCCUUACAGAGCCCUGUGGUUUCAGUCUUUGAGCAUGAUUGAAGAUAAGCCCAAGCAGGAAGAUCCUUCUAAAAAGGGUUCGGAUGAUGAGGAGCUGCUUUCUCUUGUUCUAUCAUCGGGGAUCUUGCCUUCCAUUGCCGCAGAUCGUUCUUACGAGAGAGCUUUUGCCUACUUCUGCUGCUCCGCGGGUCUCCUCUCCAGGACUUGCCAGGAAGCAAUGCUGAGAGAGAGAAAGGAACGCAGAGGCAGAGCCAGGGAGAACACUUUCUCUCUCUUUGGAAGAUUUUUGUUCCCUUUCUUCAUCUCGGAGCUCGCCAAGGCAGGGCAGCUCCUGCUCGCAGGGUUCAUGGUCUCCCAGUGGAUGCACACCCACCCGUCAUUCAGCCUCGUGGGUACCGUGGAAGUCAGCCUGAGGAAGUAUCUGGAAGCACAGAGUCAAAGCCUGAGUCAGCUCUCUGACUCCGAUCUCCGGGAUCUGGGUUCCUGUAAAUCUCUGACUUUUACUGUUUCGAGCUUGGGAGCUAAACUGGGUCACUCAAUUCGGUCAACUCUGUCGGCCCUUUCUUCAGAUAUUCAACGAAAUUAA
Spirodela intermedia is the source of this 17796-nucleotide messenger RNA. Lineage: Eukaryota; Viridiplantae; Streptophyta; Magnoliopsida; Alismatales; Araceae. The record is from the annotation of a GenBank genome assembly.